Macroventuria anomochaeta is the source of this 5780-nucleotide messenger RNA. RefSeq lists its product as uncharacterized. Gene Ontology annotation, biological process: transmembrane transport. The record is from RefSeq and is a predicted model, not a curated record. Lineage: Eukaryota; Fungi; Ascomycota; Dothideomycetes; Pleosporales; Didymellaceae. Bases 371 to 5608 code for a protein of 1745 amino acids. Gene Ontology annotation, molecular function: ATP binding; ABC-type peptide transporter activity; ATP hydrolysis activity. Gene Ontology annotation, cellular component: fungal-type vacuole; fungal-type vacuole membrane. The transcript has 2 exons.
CAUCACCCGGCUUGGAGUUCAAUUGAUCUGUCAAACGAUAUCUUAUCAGAUGGGGGGACGUGCUCUUUAACGGCGGCAAAUUGAAGAUUACAUCACGCUACAUUCGGCGCGCGUGAACAUCAGUACGAAGGCUCUUGCUCCGCUAGUGAGAGGGUGGCAGCGCUUACCUUCCCGCAAACAGCGAUCACCCAGGUACUCAAACAAGUGUUUGUUUACUACGCAGUUUUCCCCUGAAAAUCUCUUCGCCAACGCGCCCGCCGAGCUCCUUUCAAUGCGAGUUUAUAGCUGUCGUUAGCCAGUGUAGAGUUUGGGAGCUGUCGCGGAAUCUCUGCGAACACCACGACCAGCCGUGCAAAGAGUGGCAAGCAUCAUGUUCGCCCAAUGCAAAGGCCCAAUCUGGGGCGCGGACGACUUUUCGAGGUGCUUCGAAUCAGACUAUCUUUCGACAUUGUUUCCUCUAUCCGUUUGCGGUGUGUCCGUCAUUUAUCUCCUAAUACAACUGUACUUCGCUGCCACGGCAACACGGUACUACCACGCAUACUCCGCGCUCGACGAUCCACGAAACGUUUGGUCCUUUCGAAGUCCCAACUACGACGGUGAUGCAGCAGACAGUGACUCUGAAGAUGAAUUCGACCGCAAUGAGCAGAGCGCGCUGCUUCAACCCACCAUCAGCCGCCAGACCAGGUCCACAACCGCUGUGACCAAGCCGCGCGGCGAAGUCACGAUAGUUGUCUUGGAAGAGGCUGCCGUGCUGGCGCAGCUUGCGGUCCAUAUCGCUAUCUUCUUUACAGGCGCUUGGGGUCGACAUGGGAGAACCGCGGCAAUUGCAAACAUUGCCGUCUGGUCGUACAUUGCCACACUUGCGUCGCUCCGCCUGCUGUUUUCUAGCACUAGCAAGUGGUCCUUCCCCAAGCUGUGGUACCACACCGCCUUCAUUUACGGCUUCCAGUGGGUCUUCUCGGCCCUGCUUCUCCGCUCCGCAAUCAUCCACCCACGAUCCGACGUUCAGAAAAAGCUCGCUAUCGCUGACUUCGUCCUCGUUUCGCUGCUCUUCGUCAUCUCGCUAUCGUCUCGCAAGGGCAAUAAGGCUGUGGAAUUGGAGUAUGAGGGAGAUAUUCUGCCGGCCAGGGAACCUACAGCUAGCGUAUUCUCGCUCGCUACCUUCAGCUGGGUGGACUCAAUCGUUUGGACCGGAUACAAGAAGACGUACGAGCUCUCAGAUGUCUGGAACCUCGCGCCCAAGGACAAAGCAGCAGCUGUCAUUUCCAACUACCGCCAAGUCAAGCGCACAUCGCAGUUGGCCUACCAUCUCUUGGGCUACUUCAAGCGCGGUCUCCUGAUCCAAGCUGGCUGGGCUGCAAUUUCUGGAUUUCUCACGUUCGCUCCUACGUUACUUCUAAAAGCUAUCCUAGAAUACGUUGAAGCGCCGGACCUUACACCGCAGAACGCAGCAUGGUUUUACGUUCUCCUUCUAUUCGUUUCUGGCUGUCUAUCUGCGCUCGCUGAUGGGCAAGCGUUGUGGAUUGGUCGAAAGAUCUGCAUUCGGCUGCGCGCAGUCAUCAUCGGAGAAAUCUACGCAAAGGCGCUGAAGCGCAGAGCCGCUGCUACCACUGACAAGGUUUUGGGUGAAGAAAAGAAGGCAGACAACGAAAACAAGGACAAGAAGCAAGGCACCAUCAAGAAAAUGAUGACAUGGGGCAGGAAGAAGAAGAAGACGCCCAUCGAGGGACCAAAGCAAAAUCAAGAAGACAACACCAAGCUCGAAUCCGAUGCUCAAGUCACCACCGGAGCUAUUAUCAACCUCAUGGCCGUCGAUGCAUUCAAGGUCAGCGAAAUCUGUGCCUACCUGCACUUCCUGUGGGCCAACACUCCUGUCCAAGUCGUGGUCGCCGUUGUCCUGCUCUACCGAAUUCUUGGCUACAGUAGUAUUGCUGGUAUUGGCAUGAUGAUCAUUCUUCUUCCGAUCAACAUGUAUGUUGCAAGCCAAUUCUCCAAAAUUCAGAAACUCAUCUUGGCGGCUACCGACGCUCGUAUCCACACCACCAACGAGGUCCUCACCAAUAUUCGCAUCAUCAAGUACUUUGCCUGGGAGCAACGCUUUAUCGGUCUUGUGAACGAGAAGCGUUACGUUGAACUUAAGCAUCUCCGCCGAAGAUACAUCCUGUGGGCGAUAGCAGCGACCAUCUGGUCAGGAUCGCCGGUCUUCAUCACUUUCCUCUCGUUCUUCGUCUACACCAAUGUCGAACACAAGGCGCUCAUCCCCUCUGUUGCUUUCACUGCACUUUCACUUUUCCAGAUCCUCAGGAUUCCGCUGGAUCAGCUAGCUGAUAUGGUCGCUCACGUUCAAGAGUCGAGGGUCUCGGUCGAUCGUAUUGAAGAGUAUUUGAACGAACCGGAGACUGAGAAGUACUCGCAGUUGACAACUAAGGAGAAGGAUGAGAACGGACAAGUGAUCAUUGGUUUCAACAAGGGAACUUUCAGCUGGGGUGGCAAGGACAUGAAGGACCAGGCUGCCGCCGAUGCGUUCAAGCUCAUGGACAUCGACGUCAAAUUCAAGACUGGACAGCUCAAUGUGGUUGUUGGACCGACUGGGUCUGGAAAGACUUCUCUGCUCAUGGCCCUGCUUGGAGAGAUGACAAAGUUGAAGGGCGACGUCUACCUUCCUGGGGGUGUCAGCCGCGAAGACCUUCGCCCUGACCCUGAGACAGGACUUCUCGAAAGCGUAGCCUACUGCGCACAACAGGCUUGGCUAGUCAACGGUACUGUUAAGGAAAACAUUGUCUUUGCGGGCGAUUGGGACGCACAACGAUAUGAGGAGGUCAUUGUGGCCUGCUCACUGAAGCGCGAUCUUGAGAUCCUUGACGGAGGCGACGAGACUAUUGUUGGUGAGAAGGGUGUCACCCUCUCUGGCGGCCAAAAGCAGCGUAUCUCUCUCGCUCGUGCCAUGUACAGCAAAGCACGCCACGUACUUCUGGAUGACGUUCUUAGUGCAGUCGAUUCGCACACCGCCAAGUGGAUCUUCGAUUACGCCCUCAACGGUCAGCUUAUGCUCAACCGUACGUGCAUCCUCGUUACACACAACGUCAGCCUAUGUCUGCCCUACGCGGAAUUUGCUGUCGUUCUCGAGAAUGGCCGCGUUGUCGCACAGGGUACUUCAGACGAGGUCAUCGACUCCGGCAAGCUCACAGAAGAAGUCUCCAAAUCCAGGCCAGCCUCUCGAGGUGCCUCGAAACCACCUUCUCGUGUGCCUUCAGAUGUCGGCGGCGAGGAGGCUGAAGGUGAGGUUAGCCACACGAACGGUACUGCCAAUGGCAAUGCGAACGGCAAAGACCCUAAGAAGGGAGCCCGCAACCCUAUGGAGGAGACCAAAGCAGAAGGCGGUGUGAAGCUGAGCAUCAUUCUGAUGUACUUGAAGGCUAUGGGUCCAUGGUACUACUGGGUUGGUGCUUCCAUCGCUUUCGUUGCGCAGCAGAUCUCGUCUGUAUCGACAAACGUCUGGAUUCGGACAUGGGCGAACGCAUACGCGGACAAGGGCUUCUCGACUAUGGGUCACCACAAUCGCUCACCUAUCACUCACGCACCGACGAUGUUUGGAUCGGGCACAUGUCUGAACAGUGGCACAUGCAGCUGGAAUAUUCCAUUCAUGAACCAACCAGAGGAGAAGUCCUACAUCUACAGUUCCUCCAUGCAGACAACAUUCGGUAGCUCUGACGAUUCGGGCGUUGACUCGACCUACUUCCUUGUCAUUUACGCCAUCCUCGGUUUGAUCUUCAUGUUCAUUACCUUCCUCCGUGAAGGCUUCCUGUUUGGCGGCUCGCUCGCUGCAUCUCGACGUGUUCACGAGCGACUCAUCCAGAAGGUGACCCAUGCCAAGUUCCGAUUCUUCGAUCAAACGCCACUUGGACAGCUUAUGAACAGAUUCUCGAAGGACAUCGAAUCUGUUGACCAAGAGGUCGCACCCGUUGCCAUCGGCGUGGUCCAUUGCCUGGCUUCCAUUAUCACCAUCGUUAUCCUUAUCUCAGUCAUCACACCCGCUUUCCUCAUCGCUGGUGUCUUCAUCUCCGUACUUUAUUUCCUCAUCGGCCGAUUUUACAUCAACUCGUCACGCGAUCUUAAGCGUCUAGAGUCCGUUCACCGUAGUCCAUUGUACCAGCAGUUUGGCGAGACCCUGUCUGGUAUGACAACGAUCCGAGCAUACGGAGAUGAGCGCCGCUUCAUCCGCGAGAACCUUGCCAAAAUCAACACCCAACAUCGACCCUUCAUCUACCUCUGGGCUGCUAACAGAUGGCUCGCUUUCCGUGUCGAUGUCGUUGGCGCACUGGUCUCCUUCUUCGCCGGCACCUUCGUGGUCUUGAGCGUCGGAAAGAUCGAUGCGGGUGCCGCUGGUCUUGCGCUUACCUACGCUGUCACCUUCACGGAGAACGUGCUGUGGUUUGUACGUCUAUACUCUGCCAACGAGCAGAAUAUGAACUCGGUCGAGCGUGUCAAGGAAUACCUGGACGUCGAUCAGGAAGCCCCAGCUGUCAUUCCGGAGACACGUCCUCCGUCCAACUGGCCAAGCAAGGGCUCCGUGGAGUUCAUCAGCUACAGUACUCGCUACAGGCCUGACUUCGAUCUUGUCCUCAAGAACAUCACCUUCAAGAUUCUGCCAGGCGAGAAGGUCGGUGUUGUUGGCAGGACUGGUGCCGGCAAGAGUUCCUUAGCUCUUGCUCUCUUCCGGGCUUUGGAAGCAGAGAAGGGCAAGAUCCUCAUCGACGAUGUGGAUGUUGGCCUCAUCGGUCUCCAAGAUUUGCGCGAGAGCAUCGUCAUGGUACCUCAAGACCCAACGCUGUUCACUGGAACUAUCCGUAGCAACCUCGAUCCUUUCUCUGUAUUUACUGACGAAGAGAUCUUUACCGCCCUCCGCGAAGUCCACCUCAUCUCCUCCGCUUCAGCAGCCACGUCCGGCACCGCGACGCCGACUGGGACCGCCACGCCUCCCAAUGCCAUCGAGAUCCCCAAGCCCACAAGUGGCGCUGUCGUAGCUGAUGUCAACGCCAGCUACACAGGCUCCUCAACCGUCAACCCCGGCUCUAUCCUCGCCAACCGCGAAUGGUCACACGGCGAGACAGGCGACGACACUAUUGUUGUUAUGCCCAACGGUCAGGUUGUGGAUGCAGAUGCGACAGCUGCCAACGCCCUACAAGCAGACAACAAGAACCCCUUCCGCAACCUCAACUCCCCCGUCAGCGAAUCCGGAUCCAACCUCUCGCAAGGCCAGCGCCAACUGCUCUGCCUUGCGCGCGCGCUGCUCAAAGCACCGAAGGUCUUGCUCAUGGAUGAAGCAACUGCGUCCAUUGACUAUGCGACAGAUAGCAAGAUCCAGGAGACGAUUCGCUUGAUCAAGAAUACGACAGUCACCAUUGCGCAUCGUCUACAGACUAUCAUCGACUACGACAAGGUUCUUGUGCUGGACAAGGGAGAGGUCACUGAGUUUGGUGACCCACAUACGCUUAUCACGAAGAAGGGUGGAAGCUUCAGGAGUAUGUGCGAGACGUCUGGGGAGCUGGAGAGUCUUACGAAGACUGCGAAGGAGGCGCAGGAUGCUAAGGCUGCAUUGUCAAGUUGAGGAGGUAAGGUAAAAUAGAAAAGAGUUGGAAGAACGGAUGGGCAUUACUGAGUGUGUUUAGCGUUCUUUUCCUUUGUCUUGGCUUGGAUGGCGGUGUUCUGCUUUUAAGAAUGUACUGUAUAUGAAUACAUAGCGUAGCGUACUGCGAGUAAGAUAGUAAUGCAAAAGUUAC